AUGUUAACUUCCAGUAUCAAAUGUGCCCAUCUCAAUGUUAGAUCCUUAGUUGCUCAUUUAGAUGAUUUCAAAAACAUUUUAUUAGCAAAUGAUUUUGACAUUGUGUGCGUCGGUGAAACUUGGUUGUGUUCCAAUAUAACAAAUGAUGAUCUUGGUAUUGUUGGAUAUAGUUUUGUGCGCCGGGAUAGAGUGGGUCGUGGAGGCGGAGUUGGUAUUUUCGUGAAGAGUCAUUUCGCUUUUAAAGUUGUGCCUAGUGGUACAGAUAUAGAGCAGUUGUGGAUUGAGUUGAAGUUGCCUGGGACUAAUAUCGCUAUUUGUUCAACUUAUAGACCACUUACCUUCAACUACAAACUUUUUUUGGAUGCAUUCGAAACUGAAUUAUCGCAGGUUAUACCGUUGGUGAAUGGUAUUAUUUGUUUUGGCGAUUUCAAUAUUGAUUUGCUCGAUAUCAAUAAUUCUGAUUCAAUAUUUGUCAUCAAUUUUUUUGAGGGUCUUGGCCUUAAACAGUUGGUCGAUGAGCCGACUCGAAUAACAAAUAAGUCUGCCACACUCUUAGACUAUAUACUUGUUAACUCGGUUGAUAUGGCUUCGUCCAUAAGGGUAGAGUCAGUUGAUUUUUCGGAUCACGAACUGAUUUCUUGCAGUCUAAAGCUGAAGGUGAGCAAACCUAAUCCAAGGUUGGUUACAUCGCGGGAUUUCAAAGGUUUGAAUGUCUCUCAGUUCGACUGUGACUUGCGAUCUAUUCCAUGGCGCAAUAUCUAUGACAUUAAUAAUGUAGAUGAUAAAGUCGACUUUAUCUGUGGCAACAUUGUUGCUCUUUUAGAUUUAAAUGCGCCAUAUAAAACGUAUCGCACAACCAAGCCAUAUGCUCCUUGGUUCACGGAGUCCCUUCGAGCUUUGAAGAAGGAUAGAGAUAAAGCUCUGUCUAAAAUUAAAAAGUGCAGGACUGAACGUCAUUGGAAUCACUAUAGACUGCUCCGCAAUCUUUUCACUGUCACUGUAAGAAAAGAAAAGAAAGCAUUCUAUGACAAUAAACUGAAAGACAAGAAGGGAAAGGAGUUGUGGAGGAAUCUGAAAUAUUUGAAUGUAAAAACAAGUAUAGACUGUACAGUUAAUUUACCGGACCACUUGUCCGAUGUUAAUUUAAUUAAUUCUCAUUUCGUCAAUUCAAUACCAAAGUUGAAAACAAACAAGGAUCAAACAUCUUAUUAUGAGAACAAUCGAUUUGGAGAGGCGGAUUUUUCUUUUCAUAACGUUUCGGAGAUAGAAAUUUUGAAAGUUAUUGCUGAUAUCAAAAGUAACGCAACAGGCUUGGACGGUAUAAAUAUAUUAACCUUGAAUCUCUGCUUGCCAUUCUUGUUGCCUUACAUAACUCAUAUGGUCAAUUACUCCAUUUCGAAUUCCGUGUUUCCGAUGCAGUGGAAGAGAGCCCGUGUCAUCCCACUACCUAAAAAUCAGAAUCCUUCAAGUUUUAAUAAUUUGAGACCAAUAAGUAUCUUACCGACCCUUUAA
This is a messenger RNA of Harmonia axyridis, 1512 nucleotides long. RefSeq lists its product as uncharacterized. The transcript has a single exon. The coding region runs from base 1 to 1512 and encodes 503 amino acids. Lineage: Eukaryota; Metazoa; Arthropoda; Insecta; Coleoptera; Coccinellidae. Gene Ontology annotation, molecular function: catalytic activity. The record is from RefSeq and is a predicted model, not a curated record.